Messenger RNA from Zingiber officinale, 1347 nucleotides. Its product is annotated as ATP synthase subunit a, chloroplastic. Gene Ontology annotation, biological process: proton motive force-driven ATP synthesis. Lineage: Eukaryota; Viridiplantae; Streptophyta; Magnoliopsida; Zingiberales; Zingiberaceae. The record is from RefSeq and is a predicted model, not a curated record. The transcript has a single exon. The coding region runs from base 34 to 777 and encodes 247 amino acids. Gene Ontology annotation, molecular function: proton transmembrane transporter activity.
UUUUUUGAAGUUCAAUUUCUGCUAGAGGACAAUAUGAAUGUUAUACCAUGUUCCAUUAAAACACUCAAAGGGUUAUACGAUAUAUCGGGUGUAGAGGUAGGCCAACAUUUAUAUUGGCAAAUAGGAGGUUUACAAAUCCAUGCCCAAGUACUUAUCACUUCUUGGGUAGUAAUUGCUAUCUUAUUAGGUUCAGUCAUUAUAGCUGUUCGGAAUCCACAAACCAUUCCGACCAACGGUCAGAAUUUCUUUGAAUAUAUCCUUGAAUUUAUUCGAGACUUAAGCAAAACCCAGAUUGGAGAAGAAUAUGGCCCUUGGGUUCCCUUUAUUGGAACUAUGUUCCUCUUUAUUUUUGUUUCUAACUGGUCAGGUGCUCUUUUACCUUGGAAAAUUAUACAGUUACCUCAUGGAGAAUUAGCUGCACCCACGAAUGAUAUAAAUACUACUGUUGCUUUAGCUUUACUCACGUCCGUCGCAUAUUUUUAUGCGGGUCUUAGCAAAAAAGGAUUGGGUUAUUUUGGGAAAUACAUUCAACCAACCCCCAUCCUUUUACCAAUUAACAUCCUAGAAGAUUUCACAAAACCUUUAUCUCUUAGUUUUCGACUUUUCGGAAAUAUAUUAGCCGAUGAAUUAGUAGUUGUUGUUCUUGUUUCUUUAGUCCCUUCAGUAGUUCCUAUACCUGUCAUGUUUCUUGGAUUAUUUACAAGUGGUAUUCAAGCUCUUAUUUUUGCAACCUUAGCCGCGGCUUAUAUAGGUGAAUCCAUGGAAGGUCAUCAUUAACUAGCUUUUCAAAUAGUCUUUUUUUUUUAAUUCUAUUAUUAAGCAAGCUUAUCCCACAUGAUUCAUGAUAAUCCAAUUGGAUGGGUAAGAUAAUAGUGUAUGAUUCCAUCAUCUAGAAUUGUAGGAGAAAAGAUAGACAAUAUUCCAACAGAAUUCUAAAAAAAAGAAGGGCUGGGGAGGUUAUAGUUAGAGUAUAAUAUAUGUAAUAAUGUCUAUAGGCUCUAAACCCCCGUCUAUUUUUCUAGGAAUUAUUCUAUUCCAGAAUCAAUUAAAAAAAUUAGGAUGGUUUACAUUAUGGAAGAAAAGAAUGGAUAUGUGAUAUUAGAAUCACAUUAAAUAUUUUUUAGUUAUAUGAGAUAAGUCUAUCCAUAAUAUCGCUAUAUUACAUAACUAUAUAAUAUUUAUUAUUAUAUUUAUUUUUUUAUUUUUAUUAUAGUAUUGUAAGGCUAUAAUUUAUAUUUUUCCUAAUUACAACCAAUCCUAUAAUCAUAAUCUGGAUCCUCAUUAUUCAUAUUUGUUAUGUUAUAUAUGAACAAUAUACAACAUAAAAUAUAUAUAUAUAUAUAUAUA